Molecule: messenger RNA, 951 nt
Organism: Parus major (Great Tit)
Lineage: Eukaryota; Metazoa; Chordata; Aves; Passeriformes; Paridae
Product: proline-rich protein 2-like
Exons: 1
Coding region: 1-951 (316 amino acids)
Source: RefSeq, a predicted model, not a curated record
AUGCUCCUGCCCGCAGCCCGGCGCACCGGACAGCGACCGAGACCCUCCGGCUCCGCCCGCUCACGCCUCAGAGGUCCCGGCCCGGCUCGUGACCGAGCGCUGCCCCGGGAGCGCGACCGAGGCGGCCCCGCCGCCCGGGAAGGGGCACGGCUGAGGCCCCAGCACCGCCCACCCGGGGUCGCCCCGGCAGGCAGAGGACUUGCCCCAGCCCGCGGGGGCCGCUUUCCGCGCCCCGGGGAAAAGAUGCGGCGGAGGAAAAGAGAAAGGGAAGGAACCGGUCCGUGCCAGAAGCGCCGGGGGCCGGAUGGCCCCGAUGGCCGCGGAUGGCGCGGCCGGGACUCACCGGUGCCGAUGGCGCGUCCACCGCGGGCUCGGCCGAAAGAGGGAGGCGCCCCCCGCGCAAGCGCUUAUGGGACACGCGGGCGGUCCUGGCAGGGGCGUGUGGCGCCGCGGCCGUACACACACGGCACCAGGCGCCGGCGAGGCGGCGCGGAGGUCAGGCCGCCGCCGCAGCGAGGUGGCACCGGGCAGGGAGGUUCAGUCCGGCGGGGGCGCCCAGAUCGGUUCUUCCCGCCCAGUGCCACGAACAGCGUGCCUGCUAUGAGGCUGGCAGGACCUGGUGGCGUCACACCGCCGGCCUGUGCCCGCCAGCCACUUCCGCCAGUACGAGCGGGCGGGCAGGCGCCGCCUGGCGGCGUGGCGGAGCCGAUUGCGGCGGGUCCUGGCCCUCGCUGCCCCCGGUCCCCUUCACCGCCCGCGGUCCCCUUCACCGCCCGCGGUCCCCUUCACCGCCCCCGGGGUCCACAGGACCCCGGCACCCCCCGGCCCCGGGAACAGCGCGACGGUCCCGAGAGCGGCCCCAGCUCCCCGGAGCCAGAACCAACCCCGGGCCCGCUCCUCCCGGAGCGACACGGGGCCCGGCCCUGGAUGAGACUGGGAAGGCAGCAGUAG